Sarcophilus harrisii (Tasmanian devil) is the source of this 2037-nucleotide messenger RNA. It is a transcript of the gene PXK, whose product is annotated as PX domain containing serine/threonine kinase like. Gene Ontology annotation, cellular component: late endosome; extrinsic component of endosome membrane; early endosome. The record is from RefSeq and is a predicted model, not a curated record. NCBI's taxonomy places the organism in Eukaryota, Metazoa, Chordata, Mammalia, Dasyuromorphia, Dasyuridae. The transcript has 19 exons. Gene Ontology annotation, biological process: endosome to lysosome transport; early endosome to late endosome transport; protein targeting to lysosome. The coding region runs from base 98 to 1717 and encodes 539 amino acids. Gene Ontology annotation, molecular function: phosphatidylinositol binding; protein kinase activity; actin binding.
GAGCCGGGCUCGGGGCGGGCCGGGGCGGGCGGAGGCUCUGGCAGCCGCCGGCCCGCGGUGGAAGAGGAGGAGGAGGAGAGGAGGGGGGCAGGCGGCGAUGGCGUUCAUGGAGAAGCCGCCUGCCGGCAAGGUGCUGCUGGACGACACGGCGCCUCUGAGCGCGGGGAUCGAAGCCAGCCAGAGCCUGCACUCGCACACGGAGUACAUCAUCCGUGUGCAGAGGGGGAUUUCCAUAGAAAACAGCUGGCAGAUUGUGAGAAGAUACAGUGACUUCGACUUACUCAACAGCAGUUUGCAGAUUUCAGGUCUAAGCCUACCUCUUCCUCCCAAAAAGUUGAUUGGCAACAUGGAUCGGGAGUUCAUAGCUGAAAGACAGAAGGGCCUCCAGAACUAUCUCAAUGUCAUCACCACAAAUCACAUCCUGUCCAACUGUGAACUGGUUAAGAAAUUCUUAGACCCCAACAACUAUUCUGCAAAUUAUACCGAAAUUGCCUUGCAGCAGGUUUCGAUGUUCUUUCGAUCCGAGCCAAAGUGGGAGGUGGUGGAGCCAUUGAAAGACAUAGGUUGGAGGAUCCGGAAGAGGUAUUUCCUAAUGAAGAUCAAGAACCAGCCAAAGGAGCGCCUGGUGCUGAGCUGGGCUGACCUUGGCCCUGACAAGUACCUCUCAGAUAAGGACUUUCAGUGGAUAGUCAAACUCCUUCCUUCCUGUUUGCACCCGCACAUCUACCGGGUCCCCUUUGCCACGGCCAGCGAGUCCUCUGCUUUGGUCAUCCGGGCCUUUAACGAGAAGGGGACGCUGAAGGACCUCAUCUACAAGGCAAAGCCAAAAGACCCGUUCCUCAAGAAAUAUUGCAAUCCCAAGAAGACUCAGGGCCUUGAGCUCCAGCAGAUAAAGGCUUUUGGGCGGCAGAUCCUGGAGGCAUUGAAGUUCCUCCACGAAAAGGGCUUUCCUUAUGGACACCUUCACUCCUCCAACGUGAUGCUGGAGGGAGACACGUGCCAGCUGCUGGAUCUCGAGAACUCCUUGCUGGGGCUCCCUUCCUUCUACCGAGCCUACUUCUCACAGUUUAGGAAAAUUAACACGUUAGAGAGCGUGGACGUCCACUGCUUCGGACAUUUACUUUAUGAAAUGACCUAUGGCCGGCCCCCAGACUUGGUGCCAGUGGACACGUUCCCGCCUGCUCCAUCUGACACUGUGGUGGCUGUGCUAGAAGUCCUGCUGUCUCAGGAAGCCUGUAAGAACGGCAUGCCCACCAUCUCCCGCCUCUUACAGAUGCCAUUGUUCAGUGAUGUUUUAGUAACCAGUUCAGAGAAGCCACAGUUUAAGAUCCCCACAAAGUUAAAAGAGGCACUGAAGGUCGCCAAAGAGUGCAUAGAGAAGCGGCUCACUGAAGAGCAAAAACUGCUUCACCAGCAUCGGAGAUUGACAAGGGCCAAGUCCCACCACGGCUCUGAGGAAGAGAGGAGGAAACGGAAGAUUUUAGCCCGGAAGAAAUCCAAACGCUCGGCCUUUGAGAGCAGUGAGGAGCAGUCGGUCAAGUAUAGCAACUCCAAUAAUUCAGCAGGAUCUGGGGCAAGUUCCCCGCUGACAUCCCCAUCGUCUCCAACGCCGCCCUCGACAGCAGGUUCACGAUGGAAGGGACCUCAGGAGCCACCCAAUCUAUCUCAUGUAAGGAGGAGGGUCAAUCGAAUCAAUCGAUCAACUACUUGGCCCUGACUUAAAAUCAGUGAUGAGAUAUUGUGCCCUGAGAUCUUCAUCAGGUCAUUCCAACCAUGGAUUGUGCUCUCCUUUCUCAUCAGCUUUCAAAAACUGGCCUAAAUUCCAUUUCUUCCACAAAAUCAUCCCUGACUACAUCAAACAGAAGUGAUCUCUCCCUCCUCAAAAAUCUUGUAAUAAUUAUCAUUAUAAAAGCUUAGCAUCUGUGUCUGGUAGGCAAGGUAAGAAAAUUGUAUCCUCUGGGGCUAUUGUCCCCUGGAGUCUUCGUAUCUGACUGUGACAUGGUUCAUUUAUAAUGAAUAAACACCCUGAGACUUCGG